UCUUAUCAAGUAGUCUUGUUAUUUCAUGAUUCAUGAAGUCAACCACCCGUGGAAGUCGUUCUACCCAUUCAGUGUUUCUGUUAUUAGGAUCCGCUAAAUCACGUGAAUAUUGGUGUGAAAACAAACGUUCGGCUAUGGAGCGAUUGAAUCUCUCUACUAUAGCUUGACUUCGAUGGGCUCCCACCUCACCGCGUCUAACUUCUACGUUUUUCUUGGUUAGCAGUUUCGACACGGAUCCCAUGAAUUCCCGGCCUGGAUCGACUUGCAAUAAAUCAGGCCAUGUAAGCCUACUACACUUGUAUAUUCGCUUAAACGCUUGUGCUACUUGAUCCGAGUCUUUCGUGGUUAAUGGUUCAGCUUCCUUGUAGCGGCUGGCUACGUCUACAACUGUCAGGGCGUACUUAUAGGUUUUACCUCUCACCCUGUCGUGUGGAAGAAACAACAGGUCGGCCUGGUGAACUUGAUUAGGUGUAUGUAUACCGAAUUUUCUCCUCGGUAUAUAUUUUGGUGCUGAUCAGUUUUAGCCAUGGCGACCAAGGAAGACAGUGAUGCAGGAGUUCCAAUGACAGAGUUACAUUGUCAAGGAGAUGACAGAAGUGAAUCCACACCACAGAGAGAAUCAUGGAGCAGACAUUUGGACUACAUGCUGACAAUGAUUGGCUACUGUGUUGCAUUGGGAAACCUGCUGAGGUUCCCCUACAUCUGCAACAGGAACGGUGGAGGAGCUUUCCUCAUCCCCUUUGUCUUGAUCCUGGCCAUCGCUGUGUUCCCCUCAUUCUUCCUGGAGGCGACCAUCUCGCAGUUCUCGGGAAAGGCUGCCAAACAAGUCUGGAGCUUCUGUCCUAUGUUUAAAGGAGUUGGUGUUGGUGCUGUUGUAGUUGCAUUCGUGUUCAUGCCCUAUUACAACCUGUAUCUGGCCUGGCCUAUCUACUACAUGGUGAAGUCCUGCUCCAGCGUCCUGCCCUGGACAACUUGUGGCAACAGCUGGAACACCGACCUGUGUAUUGACUACGGGAAUACAACGUAUAGCAGAAACAAGACAGCCCUUGCAGGGAAUACGUCAUAUACCAUCACCAAAUCCGAGAAGUGGGAAAAUAUGACUUUAGCUCACACACCUGCGGAGGAGUUUUGGCACUACAAUGUCUUGGGUGUCUCAACGGGCUUGGAGGAUGUGGGGUCUGUACAGUGGCACAUAGUUGGAUGUCUCUUGUUUUCAAUUGUCGUAAUCUUUAUAUGUCUUAUUCGUGGAGUCAAGUCUGUUGGUAAGGCUGUGUACGUGACUGCGCUGCUGCCGUACGUCCUCCUCAUCUCCAUCUGCAUCACGACGCUGCUGCAACCAGGUGCUCUAAAUGGCGUGUAUUACUUUUUUAUACCUGACUUCAACAAACUACUUGAUAUACAGGUGUGGCUGGAAGCAUGUUUGCAAGCGUUUUAUUCACUGGGAGUUGGCCUAGGGAUGAUUGGCACUGCUGCCAGCUACAACAACUUCCAUGAACCAUGUCUCAGAGAUAGUGUCAUAUUGACGAUUAUCUCUGAAGGAACCAGUAUCUUCUCUGGCCUGGUGACGUUUGCUGCUCUCGGGGUCAUGUCACAUAAAACGGGUGUUCCCAUUGAAACUGUUGUCUCAGGGGGUCCAGGAUUGGGAUUUGUGACUUAUCCUGACGCUCUCGCACAACUUCCGGUCCCUCAGCUGUGGUCAUUCAUGUUCUUUCUGAUGUUGUUCAUGGUUGGUUUGGAUACACAGUUCCUGAGUACUGAAGUCGUUAUUACUGCCCUGAUUGACCAGUAUCCGCGACAGCUGAGCAAGAAGAGGAUGUUUCUCACAGGAGGGUGCUGCCUGACAGUAUUUCUGAUUGGAAUCAUCUUCUGUACCCAGGUCACUAUGCUUACCUGA
Messenger RNA from Haliotis rubra (blacklip abalone), 1894 nucleotides. RefSeq names its product sodium-dependent proline transporter-like. The record is from RefSeq and is a predicted model, not a curated record. Gene Ontology annotation, biological process: sodium ion transmembrane transport. The transcript is spliced from 10 exons. Gene Ontology annotation, cellular component: membrane. Gene Ontology annotation, molecular function: L-amino acid transmembrane transporter activity. Lineage: Eukaryota; Metazoa; Mollusca; Gastropoda; Lepetellida; Haliotidae. Bases 527 to 1894 code for a protein of 455 amino acids.